Molecule: messenger RNA, 2257 nt
Organism: Beta vulgaris subsp. vulgaris (sugar beet)
Lineage: Eukaryota; Viridiplantae; Streptophyta; Magnoliopsida; Caryophyllales; Amaranthaceae
Exons: 9
Coding region: 527-1945 (472 amino acids)
Biological process (GO): positive regulation of ERAD pathway
Molecular function (GO): ubiquitin protein ligase activity
Source: RefSeq, a predicted model, not a curated record
UAAAAAAGAAUAGAUAUGUAAGAAGUGAUUCUAGUUGACGGAAAACCACGAUUGGUGAUUGCAGAAUGGUGAUUGGAUUUGGUCCUCAGAUGAGCUGACAUGAGCAGAGGAGGAAAAAAGUAAGAAAAGGUUUUUAAAUAGAAUAGAAUAGAAUUGAAUGGGUUUGGUCUUUGUUGCAAGUCGAAAGAGAGUCGAAGGUGCUUUUGAGUUUUGACAAUUAGACGCCACGGACCCUCAGCCUCGGCCUCACAGCUCAACCAACAACCAGCAACCAACAGGGAUCAGGGCUCAGGCUUACUCCUUCAAAUUUUGCAUCUUUUUUCAUAUAAUUAAUUAUUCCAAUCCUUGUUCAUCUAUCUAUCUAUCAAUUCCUGUUAACUGGGUUUCCAGAAUAUAAACCCUAAAACCAUUUCUUUUAAUUCCUUCAUUUUCCUUUUUCUCUAACCCCAAUUUCAUCUCUUCUUCCACGGAGUUUCCUUAUCGCAUUCGCAGUGUUAGGUUUAGGGUUAGAGGAUCAUCGGCAGUAAUGGAAGCGCCUUCCGACGGGCACAGAGAUAGAGAUAGAGAUAGAAAUAAUAACAAUAUCAAUAUCAAUAACAACCACCAUAGAGAUAGAGAUAGAGAUAGAUAUAGGAUUCCUUUCUCCGCAUCCAAUUUCAUACGCUCCCCAAUUUCUACUCUUUUGGAGUAUUCCGGUCUCUUACGUCCCCGCUCCACUGCUUCCCAUGAAUCCGGCUCUCUCAUCGCUGCUGCUAACUCCUCCUCCUCCCCACACCUUCAUGAUUCUUCUCCUAAUGCCGGGCCUGGCCCGGGGGCUGGGGCUGGGGCUGGUGAGGUUUCCAUUCGGAUCAUUGGUGCAGCUGAACAUGAUCACGACCCCACCUCCACCACACCAUCCCAACUUCAUCCAUGCCCCACCGUCCACCCUCUUCCCCUCCCCACCACUGCCACCGAUGCUCAACCUGCUACUGCUGGGGACCCUCACUUCUCUACUUCUACUACCGAUGCUGAGUCCGGUGAUGCCUCUGCUGCCCCAAACAAUAAUAGGGAUUCUACUUAUCAGAGGUAUGACAUUCAACAGGCUGCCCGUUGGAUCGAGCAGAUUCUCCCUUUCUCCUUGCUCCUCCUCGUUGUUUUCAUCCGCCAACAUUUGCAAGGCUUUUUUGUGACAAUUUGGAUUGCUGUUUUCAUGUUCAAGUCCAAUGACAUCCUACGUAAACAAACUGCUCUUAAGGGAGAGAGGAAGAUUCCUCUGCUGGUUGGCAUCUGUACGUUGUUCACACUUCAUGUUGCUGGUGUUUACUGGUGGUACCGAAAUGAUGACCUUCUCUAUCCAUUGAUCAUGCUACCUCCAAAAGAGAUACCUCCCUUCUGGCAUGCCGUUUUUAUCAUCAUGGUUAAUGAUACCUUGGUUCGCCAGGCAGCUAUGAUUGUCAAGUGCAUUCUACUCAUGUAUUACAAAAACAGCAGGGGAAGGAAUUAUCGUAGGCAGGGGCAAAUAUUGACUUUGGUGGAGUAUCUGUUGCUACUGUAUCGUGCGUUGUUGCCAACUCCUGUUUGGUACAGGUUCUUCCUGAACAAGGAAUAUGGAAGCCUUUUUUCUUCGCUAAUGACCGGAUUGUAUUUGACUUUCAAGCUUACUUCUGUUGUUGAAAAGGUUCAAUCAUUCUUUGCGGCAAUAAAGGCAUUGUCACGCAAAGAGAUCCAUUAUGGGGCUUAUGCAACUUCAGAGCAGGUUACCGCUGCUGGGGAUAUGUGUGCUAUUUGCCAGGAGAAGAUGCAUGCUCCGAUCCUACUUCGUUGUAAACACAUUUUUUGUGAAGAUUGUGUAUCAGAGUGGUUUGAGAGGGAAAGAACAUGUCCUCUAUGUAGGGCUUUGGUGAAGCCUGCAGAUCUCAAAUCAUUUGGUGAUGGAUCAACUAGUCUGUUUUUCCAGUUAUUUUGAGCAAGGAGUUUUUCUUAUCUGAUUCCUUGUUCAUUGAAAUGCCAUUUAACAAAAGCCCUUUCAUGAUUUAUUCAAGAACGCAAGCAUGCCGCACUGCUGGUUGUUGGCUACAGAAUCUAAGCAACUGAUUUGACACAUAACUUGACAGAAUGUCUGUUUAUAUGUUGUAUUAAAAACAUCUACUUGUAUCUAAAUUAGCUCGUAAAUUUAUAGAGAACGCGUACAUUCAGACAAUGUAUACAACUGUGCAAUCUCCAGUAAUGGAAGUUUUCUGAUGGAAGCACUGUGCAUCCUGUUCACUUGAUUGUUAAA